UCAUGUUUUAAAAUAUCGACGGCAGUGCGCUUUAUCACGAAACAGCGUCCCUACUUGCCAAUUGAAGUUUAUUUGAGUUUUAAGCACUGUUAAUGCCGGCUGGGCAGCGUAUAAAUAGAUUUAGAUCUGUUUAGUGGAUCGCAAAGAACGCUUGGUUACCGGAAUACACCAUUCUAACACAUACGUAAAAUAAAAUAAUAAUAAUAAUAAAAUCAAAUAAUUCGAAAAGGACGUGUUUAUAACAUGAAAAAUGCAAGUCAUUCGUAUUUUACGCAACUCGUUCGUUAUCGUGUUUUUCCUUUUCAAUUUCUGUCGAACCAUCGAAGCCAAUGCGCAGCCUGCUGUUUCCGGACUCAUGGAUAAUAUUGCCGGCACUUCACCGGCUGCCAGCAGCGUUGUGAUGCAAGAACAGAAGUCAAUGCAUAGUCUGCUAAAUGCUGAUAAGUUGGAGUCACCAUCAGCAGCUGCAGGUGAUGUUGGAGUUGCGGAGAGGGACGAGAAGGCGAGUGGUAGUCGCCAGACACGCCAAGUUAUAUUUCCAUAUGGUGGUUAUGGUGGCUAUGGUCAUUAUUAUGGCGGCUAUCCCUACUAUUAUCCUUACAGCUACUACACUUACAGACCCUACUACUACUACAAGCCGACCUACAGUUAUGGCCUUCCCUACUACUUAUAUGGCUAACUGAGCUGCUGAUUCGGUGAUAACGUGAAUUUAAUUUUUAUGUUUACAAUUAUUUUUCAUUAAUUUUAUCGGGAGAUUAUUAUAUUGAGCCUGUGACAAACAAGAAACAAUAUUUAAGUGCAAGUUAUGAUCAAUAAAUUAAUGCAGCUUGAACUACAAAAUUAUGAUUUAA
Molecule: messenger RNA, 851 nt
Organism: Bactrocera oleae (olive fruit fly)
Lineage: Eukaryota; Metazoa; Arthropoda; Insecta; Diptera; Tephritidae
Source: RefSeq, a predicted model, not a curated record